Diaporthe batatas is the source of this 3446-nucleotide messenger RNA. Its product is annotated as tRNA guanylyltransferase. The transcript has 4 exons. NCBI's taxonomy places the organism in Eukaryota, Fungi, Ascomycota, Sordariomycetes, Diaporthales, Diaporthaceae. The record is from RefSeq and is a predicted model, not a curated record. Gene Ontology annotation, biological process: tRNA modification. The coding region runs from base 2122 to 3024 and encodes 300 amino acids. Gene Ontology annotation, molecular function: tRNA guanylyltransferase activity; magnesium ion binding.
CAUGCCAGCGGCACCUCUCACUGGUUAGAUAUCGGGGGCUGUAUAGUAUGCCAGCGUUGUAGUAUGUCAUAGAACACAAAUUACCUCUUUCUGGCUCUUCCUCUGUUGCCUGUCUUUUUGCCUGACUUUUCCUCUGCCCCUGUCGCCUCUCCGCUCGCGUCCGCGCCGUCCCCAGGACUUCUCCGUCUGACGGUCCCUGUUGACACAGCAACGAAUUCUUCCUCACUGUCCGAGUCUCCUAGAUUGAAAAGAAUCGGCAUCUCAAACCCACCCGGAUGAUCGCCAACACCUACCAAUCCAAUGGUCAUGACGUCAACAUCCCCAUCUUCCUGAUCCAGCUUGCGCUUCUUGAUCUCCUCCUGGGGGUGGAUGUCAAACUCGUCCUCCCUUUCCAUGUACUCGACAUUCUCCUCCACCUCGACAAAAUCCGGCGCCAAGGCUGACCAGCGCUGUGGGCUCGUCACACUCCAGAUGUUGAUACGGCCAGUCUCUAGUCCACAUGCUGCCAGUAAGGCCUUGGAAGGGUGCCAUUCUAUGACGCCCUGCUCUUCUUUGGGCCCCUCAAGCAUCCGCACGAGGCUCCCGUGCCCACGCUCCCAGAUGUAUAGCUCGUGGUUGUUGUACGUGGAGGCCACCACGUACUCUCCUGUGCAGCUGAAGGUGACGUGGUUCCAGGAGCAGCGAUUCACCACAUCCUCAAACUUGUGCUCGAUAGGCAGCUGGAUCGUAUCGGAGUCGAGAUCCUCUGCUGAGAGGUCGGGUAGGUGAAACGUCUUGAUGACCUUGUCCUGGCCAUUUACGAGCAGCCCCCGCCCUGACCGCGUCAGCUUGAGCGUUGUGACUACACCGCUGCACACCUUGAGUUGUGUGUAUAUUAUCUCGUGGGUUCGCGCGUCGAUGAUGUUCAGAUUGCCCUUGCUCGUGCCCGCGAGAAUGUGGUCGCCGGACUUGGUGUAGAUCGUCACUGUGGUCAUAUGCCUCGCGUCAUCCUUCUUCUGGCGUGCUCUCUUCUCUGCGUCUUCUUCGACCUUGACGCGCCUGGGUGCUGUUGCUAGGACGUGUUUCUGUGCAACGGGCUCAGAUAUGUCGACAAGGAGUGGUUGCUCUUCGUAGAGGGAAACGACAAACUGAAGGCUGGGGCCGGUCAGUGCUGGCUGGCUCGUGGGGUCACCCGAGAUGGUGGGUGUACUGACUGGUUCAAAGGGUGAAGCUCUGCAAUGUACACGGGUGCCUUAAAUCGGACCUGGCGGUGAGGUUUCCCAUCCUUGAGAUCCCAUAGUACUGCCUUCCACCCCUGGCACGCGGACAACAGGUAUCGCCCACACCGGGACCAACUCAGGGAAGAAAUGCUCUUUGAAUGGCCCCGGAGCUUGCGAGCGACACCCAUGGUGUCCAGGUCCCAUAUUACGACAGUACCAUCAACGCGGCCUGAGGCGAGAUAAUCGCCCUUGUGGUUGAAGCGCAGACAUGUCGCAUGGCCGGAUCGGAUGGUGUUGGUGAUGUUUUCGGGGUAGUCCUGGAGGAGAUAGUCGUCUGAGAGCAACAGAUUCAUCUCUGGCGAAUUUUAUGCCCCGUGUGUAGGCUUAAGAGCUGCAGCCGGUUGCCUUGGCCCAAGGGCGACCCUGAGACAUGGACGUGACGGUGUUUUGUGGUGCACUUGGUCGGGCUGGUCCCGAUCUGCAAGGCUGAGAAUAGCUGGGGUGGUCGAUCAUCUCUGGCUGGCUGGCGGCUGGCUGGAAAUUUUGGGAGUGACGCUAUGAUGCAAGGGUCGGGCCCCAGACCCAUUGGCGCGGCGGGGAGUCGUCAGGGAUCCAGCUGCCAGCUGCCACAUGCCGCGUGGGGGGCCCGCUUCAUCCCAAAAACCCGGAGCCGGUGCUGGCACCGCACGGUCAUACACUAGGAUUGAGCAUUUGAGCAUUUGUUCUGUUGGUGCGGACCGCUCUACCCAGCCUACCUAGGUAGCAAGGAGAUACUGGAAGAGAUCCAUUGCUCUUCUGAACUCAUGCAAGUACUUAAAGUACACGGCCACAACUUCCCAAGCCCCUGCUGAACGCAAAUCUGCGAUUCUUUUCUCUUCUUCCCUCCUUUUCCAAGAGAAGCACAACCACCGAGGCAAUAGAAAUGGCAAAUUCAAAAUGGGAGUAUGUCAAGCAGUUUGAACAGCCAGACCACCUGCUGCCCAACACUUGGAUUGUGGUGAGGAUAGACGGUCGUGGGUUCACCAAGUUUGCGAGCAAGUAUUCGUGGGAAAAGCCCAACGACAAAAGGGCUUUGGACCUCAUGAACGACGCUGCCAAGGCAGUGGUGACUGAGAUGCCAGACCUGGUCGUCGCGUAUGGCAUCAGUGACGAGUACAGCUUUGUCUUGCACAAGACUUGCUCGCUGUUCGAGAGACGAGAGAGCAAGCUGGUGACCACUAUUGUGUCGACAUUUACAUCUUACUACAUCUACCUCUGGUCCCAGUACUUCCCCGACCGGCCGCUGUCGCCUCCUCUCCCCAGCUUUGACGGCAGGGCAGUCUGCUACCCCUCCGUGCCGAACCUGCGGGACUACAUGAGCUGGCGACAAGCCGACUGCCACAUCAACAACCUCUACAACACAGCCUUCUGGUCCCUGGUCCUUCGAGGGGGGAUGGACAGCCAGCAAGCGGAGAAGGCACUUGCGGGGACAGUGUCCGGGGACAAGAAUGAGCUGUUGUUCUCCAGAUUCGGGAUCAAUUACAACAACGAGCCGGAGAUUUACAGGAAGGGCAGCGUCAUGUUCAGGGAGUACGAGCUGGCUGAGCCCGGGAGCCACAACGCAGCUGCGGAGGCAGAAAGCACCGCCGAGCCGGCUCAGCUGUCCAAAAGCCAAUCCGAGAGGGAGAAAAAGAAGCGUGCCAAGGCCAAGGUUGUAAUUGAACACCUGGAUAUCAUCAAAGAUGAGUUCUGGGAUCGGCGGCCCUGGAUUCUCUCUAACAAGCCCGGGAAGACACGGUCGCAGGUGACGAGGGAAGCAGUAUCGUCGAUCGGGGGUCUGCCGUGAUCGAGGAUCAAGCAGCUCAUCUUGGGAAAGCCCAGCGUGGCCGCCGGCUAUCCAUGCCCGUCCACCUUCUGCCCACGUAGACAGGUAGCAUGGGACUGUAGUGAUAUAGAACAAGAAAAGAGAGGCAGCCACAGAUUUUGAGCGGGUGGGUUCGGCCCGGCAAUCCUGCUUGUUCACUUGGAGCAGCAAGACAAGAUAAGACUGACGAACCAGGAUGUGGGCGUCGGGGUUGAAGCGUGGGUGAUAGGGCCGAGUGAGAGCCGCUUGCCUAUAGGGCCUGAGCGAUGUGACCACUUGGGGUGAAUUGAGACGUGGCAUCAUGAGCUUCCAGCGGCCGGUUUGAGCCACUCAAGAGAGGAACAGAUAGAACAUGGUGGAUGGCAAACGAACAACCAGUGGGCCGCUGGAGUCCGGCUCAUUCG